Messenger RNA from Paramecium pentaurelia, 780 nucleotides. The record is from the annotation of a GenBank genome assembly. Lineage: Eukaryota; Ciliophora; Oligohymenophorea; Peniculida; Parameciidae.
AAUGAGUAAGGAUAGUGUGCCUAUGUUCAAGUUUAUUGUAGUUGGAGAUCAAUGUAAAUGGAUAUGUCAGACUUAGCUGUUGGCAAGAGUAGUUUUGUUAAAUAAUAUUCCGAAAGCUAAUUUAUAGAAGGGAUGAGUAGAGCAACAAUUGGAGUGGAAUUUAUUAAGAAAUUAGUAACAGUUGAUAAACGUAGAGUGGAAUUAUAAAUAUGGGAUACUGUAUAAAGUUUUGAGUGAUUGAAUAGGCAGGAUAAGAAUAAUUUAGAAGUAUGAUAAAGAGUUUUUAUCGUGGAGCUGCAGCUGUGUUUGUGUUAUAUAGUAUCAAUUAAAGAGAUUCAUUUGAGAAGUUAUAAGAUUGGUUAACAGAAUUACAUGAGAGUGCUCAUGAAGAAAUUGUCAAAAUCCUUGUAGGAAAUAAAUCAGAUAUGGAACGUAAUGUUUAGAAAGAAGAAGCUGAAAAAUUCAUGAAUACAAAUAAUUUUAGUUUGUUUUUUGAAACAUCUGCAAAAACUGGAGAAAAUGUAGAAAAAGUAUAUAUAUCCAAAAUAAAUAUCUAAGGCAUUUGUCGAAGCUGUUAAAUUAGUGAUCAUGAGAAUGUUUACUAGUGAUUCAUUUAAAAACUCUAUCAAAACUACAAAAAAAACUCCAGCAAGUUCGAAAUAGAAUACCAGUAGAAGUGAUUAACCAAUUUCAGAUAUUACAUCAUUCCCCACAAAACCAAUAUAAUUGUAAUCCAAUCACACUUAAGAAAAUAAACAUAAAAAGAAGGAAUGUUGCUGA